AUGAAGCUAUACCUUCUUGUUCUGUUGGUUACUGCUGUCCUAGUUGGGAUUGCUGACGCAAGCAAGAAAUCCAAACUGGUGCUAGCUGGCACUCCUACUCCCAAAUCAGGGAGCAACGUCAGCAAGACGUUUCUGAGAGCUGGUAAUACAGACGAUAAAGAGCAUGAAGAGAGAGGAAUGUUGGCGAAAAUUCCGGGGAUAAACAAGAUAUCACAAGUCUUUACAUCCGCCAAAGCUCCAAGAUGCCGACGAGUCUCUAGGGACGCCUUCAAAUCGCUAGGGCUAAGCAAAUUGGCCAUCGGCAAGAGCGACCAUAUCGAGACGGAUCUGGUGGCUAAACUCUUUUCGAGCCCCAACUUUAAAAUUUGGGCUCAGCAUGCUACUUACGUCAACAAACAGGACCCAGAGGGCGCGAUGCUUGCCGCUCUGACGAACGUCUUUGGUGAGAAAGAAGUGGCGACGAUGAUUUUAGUGGGGAAGCUUAGAAGGAGAUCAAAGGGUAUUGCCCAGAAGCUGGAGACCGCGCAGUUCAACAAGUGGUACUUGAAGGGGCUUGCAGCAGACGACGUUUUCCGGCAGGUUCUGAAGGCGAAUCGAGGCAAGAUUCGUGGCUACGGGAGAUUCAUGGGUAUUUGGGAGGACUACUCGAAAUAUAUCAUCAAGAGAGUGGUGAACUAUUAG
This is a messenger RNA of Phytophthora infestans T30-4, 681 nucleotides long. RefSeq names its product secreted RxLR effector peptide protein, putative. NCBI's taxonomy places the organism in Eukaryota, Oomycota, Peronosporomycetes, Peronosporales, Peronosporaceae. The transcript has a single exon. The record is from RefSeq and is a predicted model, not a curated record. Bases 1 to 681 code for a protein of 226 amino acids.